Molecule: messenger RNA, 800 nt
Organism: Phodopus roborovskii (desert hamster)
Lineage: Eukaryota; Metazoa; Chordata; Mammalia; Rodentia; Cricetidae
Gene: Nme3
Product: NME/NM23 nucleoside diphosphate kinase 3
Exons: 5
Coding region: 108-617 (169 amino acids)
Biological process (GO): UTP biosynthetic process; CTP biosynthetic process; GTP biosynthetic process
Molecular function (GO): nucleoside diphosphate kinase activity
Source: RefSeq, a predicted model, not a curated record
AUAGCUGUGUUCUGGGCUCAAAUGUGCUGGGACUGCGGAGGCCCCGCUCCGAGGUCCUUUAAGGGAGGCCACGCCCCCUCGCCUCCUGGUCCGCCCCAUCCGCCGCCAUGAUCUGCCUGGUGCUAACCAUCUUUGCCAACCUCUUUCCCGCAGCCUACAGCGGCGUGAAUGAGCGCACGUUCUUGGCAGUGAAGCCCGACGGCGUGCAGCGACGGCUGGUGGGUGAGAUCGUGCGUCGCUUUGAGAGGAAGGGCUUCAAGCUAGUGGCACUAAAGCUAGUGAAGGCCUCCGAAGAGCUGCUGCGGGAGCACUAUGCCGAGCUGCACGAGAGACCCUUCUACAGCCGAUUAGUUAAAUACAUGAGCUCUGGUCCGGUAGUGGCCAUGGUGUGGCAAGGGCUGGACGUCGUACGUGUUUCACGGGCCCUGAUAGGGGCCACUGACCCAGGGGACGCUAUGCCUGGCACCAUCCGUGGGGAUUUCUGCGUGGAGGUUGGCAAGAAUGUGAUUCAUGGCAGUGACUCGGUGGAAAGUGCUCACAGAGAGAUUGCACUUUGGUUUCGUGAGGAUGAGCUUCUGUGCUGGGAGGACAGCGCAGGGCAUUGGAUAUAUGAGUAGAUGGCACGGAAGUCAGCAUUACCAACCUGGAGGUUGUUGGUCUUCUGCAAUCCUCACAGGGCUCAGCAGCGGUGAUAGCGCUGUGGGUGCAGGCACAGGUCCACCCAGCCCAACCUGCCCAGGACUGAUAUUCCCACAUCCCUCCCUGUAUUUCUUUUCAUAAUAAACUGCAGAAAACCCUUG